Morchella sextelata is the source of this 690-nucleotide messenger RNA. RefSeq lists its product as uncharacterized. NCBI's taxonomy places the organism in Eukaryota, Fungi, Ascomycota, Pezizomycetes, Pezizales, Morchellaceae. The transcript has a single exon. Bases 1 to 690 code for a protein of 229 amino acids. The record is from RefSeq and is a predicted model, not a curated record.
AUGAACCCCCCAAUCUCUAGCAGUAAGCUCUGGGAUCUAGCCUUCAUCCGCCAUAACCUCACUCACCUCCGCAAUACGCACCAUCAGUAUAAAGAAAAGCUUGCUACAUUGGAACCCCAAAUUCAACGCCUCCGGCAGACAGAUAAUGUACACCGUGCAACAGAAUCUGACCCCACCCUAUACAACCUCGAGACGACAGCGGACCUUGCCAGUCUGAAGGUCUUACUUGACGCCCAAGAUCGUAUCGAGACCAUCGCUGUAAUCUUGCAUGUCAAGAUCCGUGAAGUGGAGGAGCAGCUCGGUGCUUUUCUAGUGACGCAGGGGCUACCGGGAAGCGAAGUUGAGGCGGUGGUGAAGGCGGAGUUCCACAUGGGACCAUUCUGGGGCCUGCGGGAAAGGAUGAUUGAGAUGAUGACGGAGUUACUGCACGCUCAGAAGGAGCAUAUAAGGAUUGUGGCGGAAUUGAACAGUGUUCAUUCUGACAUUAGAGAGAGUGAGGAGAGAAAAGUAGUCUUAAGAGCACUUAUCGAGGAAGUGGACGUUGUAAAGACGGCGGUGUUACACGGGGAAAAGCGUGUGAGCGAGUGGAGGACAUGGGUUGAGAAUGUACUGGCGCGGGCAGUUACGUCGAUUGAAGAAUCUUCUAUUCCGCAUGGAGCUUGUCUCUCUCCGCAGAGACCCUCGGAAUAA